This is a messenger RNA of Lottia gigantea (owl limpet), 606 nucleotides long. RefSeq lists its product as hypothetical. Lineage: Eukaryota; Metazoa; Mollusca; Gastropoda; Lottiidae. Bases 1 to 606 code for a protein of 201 amino acids. Gene Ontology annotation, biological process: sulfation. The record is from RefSeq and is a predicted model, not a curated record. Gene Ontology annotation, molecular function: sulfotransferase activity. Gene Ontology annotation, cellular component: cytoplasm. The transcript has 4 exons.
AUGUCCCAUCUAAAAGAAAGUGAAAGUGAUGUACGGUGCUAUAAAGAUGAUAAUGGUAUUGAUAUAGUAGAGUUCAUAGACAAUUCAGGAAACAUUUUGACAACAAUGAAUAUCAAUGGUAAUUCAUUUCCACAUUACAAGGCUGACAUACAUGGUGAUGCAUUUCAUCCCGAUUUACUCAAACAUAUACCAAAUAUCAAACUCCGGGAGGAUGACGUCAUCAUCUGUAGCUUUCCAAAGUCAGAUAAUUUUGGUUGCUGGUUUGAUUAUGUGAUGUACUGGGAAGAGGUUAUUAAAAAUAGACUUGACGGGAAUGAAAUACUUCAGCUGAAUUAUGAACAACUACAAAAGAAUCCACACAAUGAAGUUAAAAGACUGGCACAUUUUCUUGGUGUUGAGUUAGACGAACGCCUUCUUCAUGAUGUCAUCAAAUCUUGCUGUUUUCGUCAGAUGGAAGAGAGAAAUUGUGCAGAUGAACCACAUCUUUAUAGGAAAGGAAAAGUUGGAGAUUGGAAGAACUGGUUUACUGUAGCAGAAAAUGAGCAAUUUGAUUUGGUAUUAUCUCAAAAGAUGGCCAACUCUGAUCUCUCUUUUACCUAUUCAUAA